Molecule: messenger RNA, 603 nt
Organism: Prorocentrum cordatum
Lineage: Eukaryota; Dinophyceae; Prorocentrales; Prorocentraceae
Source: the annotation of a GenBank genome assembly
AUGUGGGAGGCCAAGCUGGAGCCCUACGUGAUCAUCUACAGAGCUGGGAUGAGCGCGUGCUGGAAGGACGGGCAGUGGCAGCGGGCAGUGGCGCUGCUCAGCGAGCUGUGGGAGGCGAGGUUGGAGCCCGACGUCAUCAGCUGCAACGUUGGGAUCAGCGCGUGCGAGAAAGCUGGCCAGUGGGAGCAGGCGGUGUCGCUACUCAACGAGAUUCGGGACAAGAAGUUGGAGCCAAGCGUCAUCAGCUACAGCGCUGGGAUGAGCGCGUGCGAGAAAGGCGGGCAGUGGCAGCUAGCGGUGGCGUUGCUCAGCGCGAUGUGGAAUUCGAAGGUGGAGCCCAAUGUCAGCUACAACGCUGGGAUCAGCGCGUGCGUGAAAGGCGGGCAGUGGCAGCGAGCGGUGGCGUUGUUCAGAGAGAUGUGGGAUUCGAAAUUGGAGCCCAGCGUCAUCAGCUGCAACUCUGUGAUCAGCGCGUGCGAGAAAGCCAGGCAGUGGGAGCAGGCGAUGUCAUUGUUCAACGACAUUCGGCAGAAAACGUUGGAGCCAGAUUCAGCUACAGCGCUGGGAUCAGCGCGUGCGGGAAAGGCGGGCAGUGGCAGCUAG